Osmerus eperlanus (European smelt) is the source of this 2719-nucleotide messenger RNA. It is a transcript of the gene tbx1, whose product is annotated as T-box transcription factor 1. Bases 439 to 1992 code for a protein of 517 amino acids. Gene Ontology annotation, biological process: regulation of transcription by RNA polymerase II; positive regulation of DNA-templated transcription; cell fate specification. The record is from RefSeq and is a predicted model, not a curated record. Lineage: Eukaryota; Metazoa; Chordata; Actinopteri; Osmeriformes; Osmeridae. Gene Ontology annotation, cellular component: nucleus. Gene Ontology annotation, molecular function: DNA-binding transcription factor activity, RNA polymerase II-specific; RNA polymerase II cis-regulatory region sequence-specific DNA binding. The transcript is spliced from 8 exons.
CAGAGGAGAGCGUGCACACUUUUUUUGAGCCCCUGCACGGGAGGCGUGGAGCUCUAACUUUUGACAUUCUCUCAGCAGUAGCUUCUCAAGCAGACUAGCGAACUCUUAUGACAUCACCCAGUCAUCGAAUGGGAGAAGAAGAGAAAAUCUCAAUGUGUAUGAACAAUGUUUUCGUACAGGACGAAGAAUUUGGGGAAAUGAAUUGACUUUGAGUAUAAGACAGUUCUUUAAUGUGAUUAUAUUCAAACCGCCGCGUGGGAAUACUUUGCUUGGAUAACACAGGAUCGUCACUUCGACAAAAGUACAUCACCAACGAACAGAGACGAAAUGUAAAACUAUUGCUGCAUUCCUGGCCAUUUUUCACAGCCCUCUCCUGCAUUCUGGAACAGACCGAAUAGAAAGCGAGGAGACGGUUUCAUUCGACUAGAUUUCUUGCCUAUGGACGACAGUGGUCCCCUCUCUCCAAAGGCAAAUGCUUUCAGUAUUGCCUCUCUGAUUUCAGCUGCGGAGCAAGCAGGAAACGCAACAUUUGACAAACACGGCACUGGUCUGAACAAGCAAGACCAGCAUAACUGCUACAGUUCCUUAAAAAUGCACUACAGCACUGUCACGAGGGAGAUGGAAGCAAUAUCCAGCCCGUGGCUCACGCAGCUGUCCCAUUUUUGCGAUGUUGCAGCCUUCACGACGAGCAGCAUAAGCAGCCUCAACACACCAGGGAGUUUCCACCUCUCUCCUUCCCCGGGGGAUCCUUACGGUCAACAUGAAACCCACUUUGAGCCCUGCCCGGCCGCUCAACACAGUUACAACUACUCGGGGUCGAACCAGACCCAGGCCCAGCAAAGCGACACCGGGACAUCCAACUGCUCCUCCUCCUCGUCGAGCUCUACACCGAACAGCAAGUCUUUGGUGAAAAAAAAUCCUAAAGUGGCCAACAUUAAUGUUCAGUUGGAGAUGAAAGCUUUAUGGGAUGAAUUUAAUCAACUUGGAACGGAGAUGAUCGUAACCAAGGCUGGAAGGCGCAUGUUUCCAACGUUUCAAGUGAAGAUAUUUGGGAUGGAUCCCAUGGCAGAUUACAUGCUCCUAAUGGAUUUCCUACCUGUCGACGACAAACGAUAUAGGUAUGCUUUUCAUAGCUCCUCGUGGCUGGUCGCCGGUAAAGCAGACCCUGCAACCCCCGGGAGAGUGCACUACCAUCCGGAUUCCCCCGCCAAAGGCGCACAGUGGAUGAAGCAAAUAGUCUCAUUCGAUAAACUCAAACUCACCAACAAUCUACUGGAUGACAAUGGGCAUAUAAUUCUAAACUCCAUGCACCGAUACCAGCCGAGGUUCCACGUUGUCUAUGUCGACCCUCGGAAAGACAGCGAGAAAUAUGCAGAGGAAAAUUAUAAGACUUUUGUUUUUGAGGAAACAAGAUUUACGGCCGUCACUGCCUACCAGAAUCACCGGAUCACGCAGCUGAAGAUCGCCAGUAAUCCGUUCGCCAAGGGCUUUAGGGACUGUGAUCCGGAAGAUUGGCCCAGAAAUCACAGACCAGGCUCUCUGCCAAUAAUGAGUGCUUUUGCCAGAACAAGGAACCCAAUGUCGUCUCCCCCACAACAGAACGGCUCUGAGAAAGACGAUAGGAGGGACUACGACCGAGACCCCAGCGGCACACCCAUCCACGCCGACCCCGCUCACCAGCUGAUGUCCCGUGUUCUUAGCCCCGCCCUCCCCGUUCCCGGAGGGCUCCACGGCGUGCCCCUCAGUGGGGGGCGCCCCAGCCCCCCUCACGACCUCCGCCAGGACGGACACACCCUCCCCCCGGACACCCUGCACCACCACCCUUACAAGUACCCCACCACCUACGAACAUUACCUGGGGGCGAAAACCAGGCCCUCACCCUACCCCUUGCCCGGCAUCCGAGGACACACGUACCACCACCACAUGAAUCCUGCUACGGCUAACAUGUACUCGACCAGCUCCCCGGCUAACUACGACUACGGGCCCAGAUAAUGACUGUGUUCUGGGUUGCUGCCCACCACAUCUGGGCUGCGGCUAACUGCCCCAGCUGGAAGCAAACGUGCAGGAAAACAACAACUUUUCUCUAGCUGCCUUCUGCAGCCGUGUGAGCUGCGUUCAAGGGCGCAGGCAUGUUUCUUGUUGCUGGCUGAUGCAGAAAGAAAGAGAAAGAGUGAGAGAGAGUGAGAUGGGGGAGAAACUUUAUUUAUUUAAAGGAAACAUAUCUUCACAGGAUGUGCAGACUGGUCCUUCGAGCCCGAGAAGAGAUCUUCUUUAGCCUUUGAACUCUGACAGCGUUAAGCUCUGUCAGGGCCCUACUGGUCUGGGCAGAGCUGCAGACAUUGAGCCAGCUAACAGAGAAGGCAGGAGGCUUCUCUCUUAAACAUGGAUGGUGCAUUAUCACGGACUGGAAUUGCAAUUUUUUGUGUGUGUUGGAUGCACUUUUUUUGUUUUUAUGUUGCUUUAAAACAAAGCCAUACGUUAUAUAGUCAAACAAGCUUCUAGAUAGACAAGAUAUUUGCAUGUUGAGGGUGUAGUAGGUGUCGGCCCUGAAAUGUUUUUGUUUGAGAUUGAAAAAAAAAAGUUUGAUAUUUUGGACGCUUUUGACCAUCGUGAGCAGCUCUGAGAAGCUUGUACCAUGGCACUGACUUGUAGCAAUUCUAAGUAAAUAAAGAAGCAGAAUGACUGUUCUGUAACUGUAAAAUAAAUAUUAACUUCUUUA